AUGGGGUGUGGGUCAUCAUAAGCAGAAGCUCCUGAUAAAAAGAAUGGAAACCAUACAUAAAAAAAUAGUAUUUCCUCUCCGGAUUCUGGUUUAGCUGAUAAACAAAAGCUAUACUAGAGAGCUUCAGGAAACUAUUUACUUAAAAAGGGAAAGUAUGAUCAGGCUAUCAAUCUAUUCAAUAGGGUCAUAGAAAUUGAUCCUGAAUUUGCUGAUGCCUAUUAUUCAAAAGCCAUUGUGGCUUUUGAAUAAAACAAAAUAUAGGAUGCAUAAAACUUACUUUAAAUAACUUUAGAAAAGCAGCCUGAUCAUGUUUAUGCGUUGAAUGAAGCCGGGUGCUUAAUGAUUAAAUAAAGAAAAUUUCCAGAAGCCUUAGACUACUUAGAGAAAGCCUUUGCGAAGCAGCAAAACUUCUCAGAAGUGAAUUAUAGUUUAGGUAUUAAUGAUUUAAUUCUUUGUUAAGCUUAUGCUUUAUCUAAAUUAAAUCGAAAGGAGGAAUCUCUAAAAUACUAUGAUUUAGCCAUAUAAGAGGACUCAUAGCAAAAGCACUUUUAUAUCAAUAAGGCCACAACCCUGUUUGAACUAAAUAAACACGAAGACGCUCUUAAAUGCGUUUCUGAGGCCUUAAAAUUAGAUUCAAAUUAUAUUGAGGCAUUAAUUACUUAAGGUACAAUAUGUAAUGAAAACUUAGGAAACAUAUAUAAAGCUACAUAGUAAUUUGAUAAAAUGUAUAGUACAUGCUUUGCAAUAUUGAAAUUAGAUAAUAACAAUAAGUUGGUUUUAUAAAUGAAAGAGGAGGCUGAAAAAAAUUUAAAUAUUUAAAUAACCGACCAACAAUCUAGUACUAUAAUUCCAAUCGAAGAUAAAUUAACUUUGGCUGAAAAUUUGGUUUCAGAAAAGUAGUAUGAUCAAGCAAGAAAGUUAGUUAAUUAAAUUCUUCAGAAAGAUCCUUAGCAUAAUUAAGCACUUCGAUUAAGUGCUAAGAUUUAGGUGGAAUAGGGGCAGUAUGGUGAUGCUUUGGCCACAUUAAAUAAGGUUUUAAGUCAAUAGCCAAAAGAUAUUAGUGUAUUAAAAGAAAAAGCGUUUGUAUUGGAAAAGUUGAAAAGAUUAGAAGACGCCUUGUAAUGUCAUAAUAUGAUCAUUGAUGAAGAAACAAAUUAAGAAAAGAAAGAAAAAUAAGCCAACAUGUAUAUGAAACUUGGAAAGGUGAAAGAGGCUUCAGAAAUAUUUGAGAGUCUAAAUGUAAAACAAAGUUUGGAUGAUCCAUAGACAUAUAUUUUCAAGGGAAAGUUGUUAUUAUCAUAGGAGAAACUAGAUGAAGGAAUGACUUUUGUACAGGAAGGACUUGAAAAGAAUAAAAACAAUAUUGAGAUUAUGUAGUUGCUUGCUUAAUUUCACAAGGCAAAAAAAAAUGAGAAAGAAGCUCUAAAUCUUCAUUAAUAAGUAUUAGAUAUUGACAAACAUAAUGAUUGCUCUCACUUUGAAAAAGGCUUGAUAUAUUGUGAUCAGAAUCUAUAUAAAAAAGCUUUAGAAUCUCUUCAUAAAAUAAACAAUUUAGAUUUUAAUGAGUUAUGUUAUUUUUAUUUUGGAUUGUGCUAUAAUAAGAUCGAGGAUUAUAAGAAUUGCAUAAAGAAUUUGAAUACUUAUGUAAAAAUUGGAAGGGUAAAUUUAGAAUAAGCCUAUUUUAUGUUAGGUGGUUCUAAUUUGUUUUUGUUAAAAUUUGACGAAGCAGAAGAAAAUUAUCUAGAUUGCAUAAGGUAGAAUCCAAAUAAUGCAGAAGCUCAUUAUUAGUUAGGAAAUGUAUAUAAACAGGACAAAUAAAUUGAAGAAGCCAAAAAGUAUUUUGAAUUAGCUCAUAACCUUGAACCUUAUAAUGAAACGUACAAGUAGACUUAUGAAACCUUUGUGAAUGAAAAAAACUAUUUAGUUGAAUACAGCAACAGUUUACUAUUUACUUUAUCUACUUUGAUUGGGUUAUGCUAAUUAAAUCAAAAGUAGCAGGAUUAUGAUCAGCAAAAGAGUGAGAAAUAUUUGAACCUUUUACUUCUUUUAGAAACUAAUCAAAAAAAGAGAUUCAAUACUAUUGAAAAUCAUUUUGAAUAACUAAAAUAAUUAAUAGCGAAAUCUUAUGAUAUGUAGUAUACAGUCAUAGAUGACACUCUGUUUCCAAUAAUGCAGUAUUGGCAUAAUCAGAAGAUUUGUAAGAAGAAGAAGGAUGCUAAUGACUUUGUGUCAUCGAUCAUUCAUACAGUUAAACUGCUAGUGAAUAUCAACAGCGACAAGAUUCUUAAUGUAAUUAAUAGUGAAAAAUCUUUAAACAAUAAAUAUUGCGUUGAAUUUGCCAAUAAAAGCUAGCAUGAAUUAUAUAAGAAUAGAAGUGGAUGUUUAGGAUUGGUUGAUGGUAUCAAGAUUCUUGGAUUUCUAUUAAAAUAUCACAAGGAUUUCAGUAAAGAUCGAAUGGCCUUCUCUGAACUUCUAGCUACGAAAUAUUAAGUUGAAGAAAUAUAGAUUUUUCAUGAAUCCUACUUUAAAUAAUGA
This is a messenger RNA of Paramecium tetraurelia, 2535 nucleotides long. RefSeq lists its product as uncharacterized. The record is from RefSeq and is a predicted model, not a curated record. Lineage: Eukaryota; Ciliophora; Oligohymenophorea; Peniculida; Parameciidae. The transcript has 11 exons. Gene Ontology annotation, molecular function: protein binding.